Oncorhynchus mykiss (rainbow trout) is the source of this 3050-nucleotide messenger RNA. RefSeq names its product tyrosinase. NCBI's taxonomy places the organism in Eukaryota, Metazoa, Chordata, Actinopteri, Salmoniformes, Salmonidae. The record is from RefSeq and is a predicted model, not a curated record. Gene Ontology annotation, molecular function: tyrosinase activity. Gene Ontology annotation, biological process: melanin biosynthetic process; pigmentation.
GGAGAAGUCAAGUAAGAGCCGCGGGGACUCUGACAUGGCUGGACUACUAGGCACAUGUGUUUCCCCUUCUCUCACUUCUACUUACCAACUCCUCUCUCCAUUACUAUCAAGACACAUCACCGGGCUGGUGUGUGUGACAGGACCGGACGGGACGGGACAGGUGUGAUGUAUUGCGAUGCCGCUCCUUCUCAUCCACGGUGUGUUUUUCCUCCAGUGUUUGCGGUUCUCCCAGCAGCAGUUUCCCAGGCUCUGCGCCACAACGGAGGCCCUGCUCUCUAAAGAGUGCUGCCCGGUCUGGGAAGGGGAUGGUUCGGCCUGCGGGGCCAGCUCUGGCAGGGGGUUCUGCCGGGACGUGGAGGUAUCGGAUCUCCCCAACGGGCUGAAUUACCCCUUCUCCGGCUUGGACGACAGAGAGAGGUGGCCUCUGGUAUUUUAUAACCGGACCUGCCAGUGCGCUUCCAACUACAUGGGGUUCAACUGCGGAGAGUGCCAGUUCGGACUGUUUGGGGCUAACUGCGAGGAGAGGAGAGAGUCCGUGCGGCGGAACGUGUUUCACCUGUCGGCAGCGGAACGGCGGAAACUCAUCUCUUACCUCAACCUGGCCAAGCACACCGUUAGCCAGGAUUAUGUCAUAGCCACCGGGACCUACCGGGAGAUGAAUAACGGGAGCACCCCGCUGUUCUCUGACGUCUCGACCUAUGACGUGUUUGUGUGGAUGCACUACUAUGUCUCCAGGAAUGCUCUUCUCGGUGGACCGGGGAAUGUCUGGACCGAUGUGGACUUCGCCCACUGGGCUCCCGCCUUUCUGCCGUGGCACCGUGUGUACCUGCUGCACUGGGAGCGCGAGAUCCGAAAACUGACCGGGGACUUUGAGUUCUCCAUCCCGUACUGGGACUGGCGGGACGCGCAGGGCUGUGACAUCUGCACCGAAGACCUGAUGGGCGCCCAGAGCCCGCGAGAUCCCAACCUCAUCAGCCCUGCUUCAGUGUUCUCUUCUUGGAGGGUGAUGUGUUCACGGGCGGAAGACUACAGUGUGAGGGGGGUUCUGUGUGACGGUAACGACGAGGGGCCGUUGCUGCGUAACCCUGGCAACCACGACCAUAACUUGGUUGCGCGGUUGCCGACGGCAGCAGAGGUGGAGUUCACGGUCAGUCUCCGUGACUACGACACGGGAGCCAUGGACCGCUCCGCUAACUUCAGCUUCAGAAACACACUAGAAGGUUUUGGGAACCCUCAAACAGGCCUGGGUAACAGUAGGGUGUUGGGGAUGCACGCCUCUCUUCAUAUCUUCAUGAACGGCUCAAUGUCUUCAGUCCAGGGGUCAGCUAACGACCCUAUUUUCCUACUGCACCACGCCUACGUAGACAGUAUCUAUGAGCAGUGGUUGAGGAGACAUGCUCCAGAGCAGACCCACUACCCAGAGUUCAAUGCUCCCAUUGGCCACAAUAGGCAGUACCACAUGGUGCCCUUCAUACCUCUACACAGAAACAUAGAAUACUUUACCUCCAGCAAAGAACUGGGGUACCAAUACUCCUACAUGCUCAACUCAGAUCAGAGGAUAUCGGAGGUUCUCAGUCCUUACCUGGAGCUAAUGAUGGAGGCGUGGCCCUGGUUGCUAGGGGCGUUGGUCCUGGGGGCGCUGGUUACCAUGACUGUGGCUGCAGUAGCUGCGACUAUGACCCGGAUGUGUUGGAGUGCGUGGCCAUGGCAACUCGGGGAGAAGAGUUCAGUAUUCCACCUACCAGAGAGGGAACCGCUCAUCAUCAGCAGUGAUAGUGAUACCCCCAACUACCACACUAUUUAGUCCCAACUACCACACUGUUUAGUCCCAACUACCACACUGUUUAGUCCCAACUACCCCAACUACCACACUGUUUAGUCCCAACUACCACACUGUUUAGUCCCAACUACCCCAACUACCACACUGUUUAGUCCCAACUACCCCAACUACCACACUGUUUAGCCCCAACUACCCCAACUACCACACUGUUUAGUCCCAACUAUCACACUGUUUAGCCCCAACUACCCCAACUACCACACUGUUUAGCCCCAUUUACCCCAACGAGCACACUGUUUAGCCCCAACUACCACACUAUUUAGCCCCAACUACCACACUGUUUAGCCCCAUUUACCCCAACGAGCACACUGUUUAGCCCCAACUACCACACUAUUUAGCCCCAACUACCACACUGUUUAGCCCCAUUUACCCCAACUACCACACUGUUUAGCCCCAACUACCACACUAUUUAGCCCCAACUACCACACUGUUUAGCCCCAUUUAGCCCAAUGAGCAAGGAGAGUGUGCGACUCUCUUUGUUUUUCUAGCUUCCAGUUUAUUCUCCGUUAGUCAGCACCUCAACACUAAAUCAUGUACUCUGGGGGUGCUCCAGCUCAUACUUUUUAUUGGGCUAUGUUAGGAGUUGUGCCAUGAACAUAUGUUAUACUUAUAUUUUACAGUGCUAUGUCAACUCACACUGCCUUUGACUUUAGUAGGAAUAUAGAGGAAUGAAAUAUUGAAAAAGGAGUAUUGCAUUGGACGGCUCAUAAUGAUGGCUGGAACGGAGCCAAUGGAAUGGCAUCAAACAUUAGGAGACCAUGUGUUUGUAUUUGAUACCAUUCCACCAAUUCCACUCCAGCCAUUACCACAAGCCCAUUCACCCCAAUUAAGGUGCCACCAACCUCCUGUGGUAAACAUAUACAAUAAAAAGACACCCUUUUACAGUAGAUGUGCUUGAUUUACAUCGGAUUGUGCAUUCUUGGGUCAUUCUGUUGGCUCCAAAGCGGGAUCUCUGUCUACCGGCACACCGCCCGAGCUCAACCAAGCGCACCAAUUGAUUGACAAGCACACAAAUCAGGAGGAGCAUGUGUCGGGUGCGUCACUUGAAUCACCGGCAACGAGAUGUGUUCUGGCACAUGUGGAAUGUUAGUUUUAGAUUCCUCCCCCGUUAGUCUAAAAAGUGUGCAAGAGUUCAUGGAGUCUCUCUCUCUCAAAAGGUCAUAACUAUGUUAAAUGAUUAUGAUAUUAAUAAAGAAAAAAGGCUAAAAAAUAA